AUGCGGGAUAUCGACGUUCGAAAAAAACGCACCCGUCCUGUCGAGUCACCGGGAGAAAAAGUGCCGAAGGCUCGAAACCCGAUCGCCGGAAGUGACGGGGCGGAUGCGCGACCGCAGCGGCGCAGCCUUCUCGCGCCCCCUCGUGCGUGGCCCACGAAACGCUACGCAACUUGUUCGUUGAGCAUUGCUUCCGAUGCGAUGCCAAUGUUUAAAACAUUGCGGCACAGACACAGCGGCAAUCGGUCCGAAAGUGGACCGAUUGCCGCUUUCGCCAAACGAAAUGUGAAAAUGUAUCCCAGGGUAAUGUAUGACAAGCCUGCCCAUUCGUGCAACAGCCGAGGCUGCUGCGUGCUACCACCG
Molecule: messenger RNA, 360 nt
Organism: Iphiclides podalirius (scarce swallowtail)
Lineage: Eukaryota; Metazoa; Arthropoda; Insecta; Lepidoptera; Papilionidae
Source: the annotation of a GenBank genome assembly